AUGUCUGAAAAAGGCUUGAGUCUCUCACAAAAGAGAAUUGUCUCAGCCUCUUUUCAGAAGUAUGUGAAAACAUUGAAAAGGAGUUGAUGAUCACUUUUAUUCACAUGUACGUCUCAGGAGGUUAAAGAGAUCAACAAAAUGCCUCCCAGCCUCUGUGGCACAUGGGACGCCUUCAGCAAUGUCAAUUUUGAGGGCUACAUGAUUGCACUGGGCAUCAGCCCUGGCUUAAGAAAGAUUGCUCUGAAGCUGAAGCUGAGGAAGGUGAUUGAGCAGCAGGGAGACCAGUUCAUCAUCAAAACCGUCAGCCCCCUCCGAACCUACACCCUCUCCUUCCGAGUGGGCCAGGAGUUAGAGGAGUUCACCAAGGGACUGGACGACAGACACAUCAAGUCACUGGUGACAUGGGAGGGGAAUAAACUGGUUUGUGAGCAGAUCGGAGAGAAGAAGAACCGCGGCUGGACUCACUGGAUUGAAGACAACAAGCUACAUCUGGAGUUGUACUGUGAAGGAGAGGUUUGCAAGCAGGUUUUUAAGAAGAAGGUGUCGGAGUGA
Molecule: messenger RNA, 552 nt
Organism: Limanda limanda (common dab)
Lineage: Eukaryota; Metazoa; Chordata; Actinopteri; Pleuronectiformes; Pleuronectidae
Gene: rbp7a
Product: retinol binding protein 7a, cellular
Biological process (GO): fatty acid transport
Cellular component (GO): nucleus; cytosol
Molecular function (GO): fatty acid binding
Source: RefSeq, a predicted model, not a curated record